AUGUCUCCUGAACAAUUAAGAGUAAUCAAAGAUAAUCAAGAUUCAAUAUUCGAUCAAUUAACUAUCGAAGAAGAAGAACAACAACCCAACAUCCAUGAAUAUCCCAUCGAUGGCAAAUUCGCCAUAAUUUCCUCCUUCUGCGCCAUGUUCCUUUCGGUAUCAUCAUGGGGUGUCAAUAGUGCAUUUGGAGUAUUCUUAAAUUUCUAUUUAACCAGUGAUACAUUCCCCGGUACAAGUCAAUAUGAUUAUGCCUUAGUUGGGGGCAUGGUGGUUUUCUUUGGACAAUUAUUAGCUUCCAUCAGUAUUAUAUUAUAUAAAUUAUUUGGAUUUAAAAAGAUUACAUUUAUAGGGAUAAUCUUACAAACUAUUGCAUAUUUAUUAGCUUCAUUUGCAGUUAAAUUCUGGCAAUUAUUUAUGACUCAAGCGGUAUUAGUUGGUGUUUCAUUUGCUAUGAUUUUCGUUCCGGCUACGGUGGUAUUACCAACUUGGUUAAAUAAACGAAAAGCUACUGGAUUAGGGAUUUGUUUUUCAGGAGCAGGAUUUGGAGGAGUGAUAUUUUCAUUAGUUAUUAAUAGUUUAAUUACUAAGACUGGUGAUCAAAAAUGGGCAUUAAGAAUGUGUGCUAUCGUAACUUUUGUAAUGUCAUGUAUAUCAAUUUCAAUCAUGAGAGAAAGAAGAGAUGUUAAAGUGAUAAAAAGACCAAAGCUAUCGAUUCAAUCGGUAAUUGAUAUUUCAAAACAAAUAUUCGAUCUAAGUGUAUUCAAAGCAUAUGCCAUUAAAUUAAUUUGUGUUUAUUAUACAAUAGCAGUAUUUGCAUAUAUUUCAAUUUUAUUUUCCAUGGCAUCAUAUGCCAAAUCUCUUGGAUUAAAUUAUAAUCAAAGUUCAGCUUUAACUUCCAUAAUUAAUGGUGUACAAGUGAUUGCUCGACCAGGAAUGGGUUUAAUUGGAGAUAAAAUUGGUAGAAUCAAUAUCACCGCUUCGAUUUCAAUCUUAUUUGCCAUUAUUUUAUAUGGAUAUUGGAUUAAUGCAACUACUUAUGGGUCAUUAAUUGGUUGUUGUGUUUUAAUUGGUAUGUUUAUUGGAGUAGGAGGUACUAUGCCUCAAAUAGUUGCUAGUGAUUUAAUUAUUUUAGAUGGUAUACCCGAUAAAUUCCCAGCGGUAUGGUCAGGAAUGAAUUUGGUUCUGUGUUGGUUUUGUCUUGUGGCAGAAGUUAUAUCAUUAGCUAUGGUAAGAUAUAAUUCAAAUCGUCCAUUUUUACAUACUCAGAUAUUUCUUGCCAGUUGUUUUAUAGUAUGUUUUUUAAUAAUGCUUGUGAUAAGAGAAUGGGCGGUAAAGAGAACCAUUGAACAAAGGUUAACUCUGCUUGAAAGUUCAACAACAGAACAAGACCAACUAAUUAAGAAGUAUAAAGAUUUAUUAUCAUCAGGGUUCAUUCCAUAUCUAAGAAGGAUGUUUAAUAUUAUAAAAGUUUAA
Molecule: messenger RNA, 1473 nt
Organism: Scheffersomyces coipomensis
Lineage: Eukaryota; Fungi; Ascomycota; Pichiomycetes; Serinales; Debaryomycetaceae
Product: monocarboxylate transporter
Exons: 1
Coding region: 1-1473 (490 amino acids)
Biological process (GO): transmembrane transport
Cellular component (GO): membrane
Molecular function (GO): transmembrane transporter activity
Source: RefSeq, a predicted model, not a curated record